CCGAAAGCGUGCGUGCCAGCUGAUCGUCCGCCAUAUUAAAUCCGACUUCCAAAUAGGUUUUAUGUUCGGCUGUGGAUUUUCAAGUGUCAGUGUGGAGGAUGUAUAGCAAAUAAUCUUUGCCUAAGCGUAAAUCGAAUUUAAAAAAAUAAAGUGUUCGAAAUUCAAAAGUGUUCGGAAUUCAAAAUGUCUUCGUCGCCCGAUACUCCAUCUUCGGAUACUCCAUCUCCUUCGUCGGAGCCAGUGAACAAAUUCAACUGGAUGAAGCACGCGCAGAACGCGAGGAAUUCCAGAAAUAACCCCUUCGUGAAAGCGCGGCCAUCUUUGACCAGAGAGAGUUCAACUUCGGAAUUGUUUUCGCGGGAGAAUUCGAGCGCGGACUUCUUUCAGGCGAAUUCCAGAUUGAAUCUUUUCGAGACAUCACCGAAACCCGAAACAGCGGGCUUUUCUAAGGGCGUGUCGUUCAUCGGCUGGCACUCGCGCACGCGGCUGGAGCGGGCGCUGCUGGUGACGACCGCGUGCCUGGUGGUCGCGGUCACCGUGACGGUGGCCGUGCUGCUCACCGUGCGCGCCCCGCCCUACAUCCCAGUGCCACCGUGCUACCAGCCUGAACCCAAAGAACAUUCCGACGUUUGCCUGACCGGGUCCUGUAUCUACACGGCGAGCGAGGUGAUCAGAGCGCUGGACGAGAGCCAGGACCCCUGCAACGACUUCUACGAGUUCGCCUGCGGGGGCUGGAUCAAGAACAACCCCAUACCAGAGGGGAAGUCCAACUGGGGGAUCUUCAGCAAGAUUGAGCUGCAGAACCAGCUCAUCAUUAGAUAUGCUUUGGAGAAAGUGAACAUCAGCGACCCAUCAGGCGCGGAAGCGAAGGCCCGUAUUUACUACGACGCCUGCAUAGACACCAACGAGACCAUAGAGAAGCAGGGCGAGAAACCGCUAGUCAGCAUCAUCAAGAAGCUCGGUGGAUGGCACAUCCUCCCCAACACACUCAUCUCGCAGAGGAAGUGGGACCUGCAGAGACUGCUGCAGGAUGUGCAGAACGAGUACAACUUAGGCGGUCUCUUCAACUGGGCUGUGACUGAAGACGAUCGGAACUCCUCUAAGCAUGUCAUAGUGCUCGACCAAGGAGGACUGAAUCUACCGACAAGAGACAACUACCUCAACAAGACAGCACACAAGAAAGUUUUGGACGCCUACUUAGAAUACAUGACUAGAAUAUGCGUUCUCCUAGGUGCCAAUAAGACAGAAGCCAAGGCGCAGAUGAGUAAAGUUAUACAGUUUGAGACAGAGCUAGCGAACAUAACUAUACCUUCAGAGAACAGAAGAGAUGAAGAGGGACUGUAUAAUCCGUAUACAAUUAGACAGUGGCAGAAUGAAGUGCCUUUUAUGAACUGGACGCUGUUCUUCAAUGAUGCAUUUAAACUCGUGAAUAGAACGAUAUCAGACACUGAACGAAUAGUCGUAUACGCCCCCGACUACUUUAAGAACUUGACGAAAGUCGUUAGAAGAUAUAGCAAAACUGAAGACGAUCAAAGGACCCUGACGAGCUACAUGAUGUGGCAGGUGUCCCGCUCCCUGUCCACGUACCUGUCCAAGCAGUUCCGUGACGCGACGAAGAUCCUGCGCAAGGCGCUGUUCGGGUCGGAGGGCACGGAGGAGUCCUGGCGAUAUUGCGUUACGGACACUAAUAAUGCUAUAGGCUUCGCGGUAGGCGCCAUGUUCGUCCGCGAGGUAUUCCAGGGGGAAGCGAAGACGCAGGGCGAGAUCAUGAUAGACAACAUCCGGACGGCGUUCAAGCAGAACCUCAAGAACCUGGAUUGGAUGGACGCCGAGACGCGCCAGGCGGCCGAGACCAAGGCUGAUGCCAUCACUGAUAUGAUUGGUUUUCCGGACUACAUCCUCAACAAGGAGGAGCUGGAUCGGCAGUACGAGGAGCUGGAGGUGACCCCCAACGAGUACUUCCAGAACAACAUCAACUUCAACCUGUAUAGCCUCAAGAAUGACCUCAAGAAGUUGGACCAGCCCGUCAAUAAGACUAAAUGGGGCAUGACACCCAGUACCGUAAACGCGUACUACACCCCCACCAAGAACCAGAUCGUGUUCCCGGCGGGGAUCCUUCAGCUGCCCUUCUACGACGGGGAUAACCCCAAGAGCGUCAACUACGGAGCCAUGGGGGUGGUGAUGGGACAUGAGCUCACACACGCCUUUGAUGACCAGGGCAGGGAGUAUGACAGAUUCGGCAACCUCAACCAGUGGUGGAACAACGCGACCAUAGCUCGGUUCAAGAAGCGCGCGGACUGCAUCCAGCAGCAGUACGCCGGGUACUCCAUGGAGGGACAGAACCUCAACGGCAAACAGACUUUAGGCGAGAACAUAGCUGACAACGGCGGGCUGAAGGCGUCCUUCCACGCGUACGUCGACUACAGCAAGACCGCGCCCGUCAACACCACGCUGCCCGGCCUGCGGUACAACCACCGUCAGCUCUUCUUCAUAUCGUUUGCCCAGGUGUGGUGUUCCGCGAUGACCAAGGAGUCCACGAAGAUGCAAAUCGAGAAGGACGACCACACGGUCGCCAAGUACCGUGUCAUCGGCCCCAUCUCCAACCUGCCCGAGUUCUCCGAGGAGUUCAACUGCCCGCUCGGCUCAAACAUGAAUCCCAAACAUAAGUGUGUGGUAUGGUAAGGGAGCCCGAAAUCCUUGAUUUUCCAAACAAUACUUGCCUUAAAAGGCCAUUUUUCCACGUUAGGCCAUGAAAACUAAGGUCUAUAGACUAUAACUCUAUAAUCAUGAGCGGGCAUAAGAGCCCUCUCUAAGGACUGUGAUGGAUAACGAUGAUUGCCAUUUAUAAACAAAGAUACAACUCCAUACGUUCCAGGCGCGGUCCGAAGGGGGGAGUCACGGGGGACAUGACCCCACCCAAAAUCUGGUCCGAAUGGAUAAAUCUCAAAAUCUU
Aricia agestis (brown argus) is the source of this 2953-nucleotide messenger RNA. It is a transcript of the gene Nep3, whose product is annotated as endothelin-converting enzyme homolog. Gene Ontology annotation, cellular component: plasma membrane. Gene Ontology annotation, molecular function: metalloendopeptidase activity. NCBI's taxonomy places the organism in Eukaryota, Metazoa, Arthropoda, Insecta, Lepidoptera, Lycaenidae. Bases 184 to 2682 code for a protein of 832 amino acids. Gene Ontology annotation, biological process: protein processing. The record is from RefSeq and is a predicted model, not a curated record. The transcript has 14 exons.